Messenger RNA from Hemisphaericaspora subhashii, 1194 nucleotides. RefSeq names its product septin (gene CDC12). The transcript is spliced from 2 exons. Lineage: Eukaryota; Fungi; Ascomycota; Pichiomycetes; Serinales; Debaryomycetaceae. Gene Ontology annotation, molecular function: GTP binding; molecular adaptor activity; GTPase activity. Gene Ontology annotation, cellular component: septin ring; cell division site; cytosol. Gene Ontology annotation, biological process: cytoskeleton-dependent cytokinesis. The coding region runs from base 1 to 1194 and encodes 397 amino acids. The record is from RefSeq and is a predicted model, not a curated record.
AUGCCUGAACCAGUUGGUGUAUCAAGUUUACCAGAUCAAAGAUAUAAGAUUGUUUCCAAUGAAGGUUCAACUUUCACAAUUAUGGUAGCUGGUGAAAGUGGAUUGGGGAAAACCACAUUUAUCAAUACUCUUUUCCAUUCUUCAUUAAAACCAUACCAAGAUCCAAAUGAAAGACAUAACAAAUUUACAUCAGCUCAUCAAACAGUUGAAAUUGGAAUUGUAAGAGCUUUAUUAGAAGAGAAAAACUUCAAGAUCAGAUUAAAUAUAAUUGAUACUCCAGGCUUUGGUAAUAAUGUAAAUAAUGUUGAUUCAUGGACUCCAAUUAUUGAUUUUAUUGAUGAUCAACAUGAAUCUUAUAUGAAACAAGAACGACAACCAAUAAGAGAAAACAAAAAGGAUUUAAGAGUUCACGCUUGUCUUUAUUUCAUUAGACCAACUGGUCAUUCUUUAAAACCUUUAGAUAUUGAAAUCAUGAAAAAACUUUCAACAAGAGUUAAUCUUAUUCCAGUUAUUGCAAAAUCAGAUACUUUAUCUCCAAAAGAAUUAGAUACUUUUAAAUCUAGAAUUAGAGAAAUCAUUGAAGCUCAAGAUAUUGAUAUUUAUACUCCACCUUUAGAAUUAGAUGACGCUGCUAGUGCUGAUCACGCUAAACAAUUGAUUGAAUCUAUGCCAUUUGCAAUCAUUGGUUCAGAGGAAGAAGUUGAAGUUGCUCCUGGUAAGUUAACAAGAGGAAGAAAAUAUCCUUGGGGUAUAGUUGAAGUUGAAAAUGAACAACACUGUGAUUUUAAAAAAUUAAGAAGCUUAUUAUUAAGAACAAAUAUGUUGGAUUUAAUUUUAUCAACUAAUGAAAUUCAUUAUGAAACUUUUAGAGCUCUUAAAUUAGGUUCUAAUGAAGAUGAAGAUACAACUACAGAAAAUAAAGAAGAAUUAACUAAUGAAAAGGGAGAAAUUAUAAAAAGACCUUCUCUUUCCAAAAAACCUAGAAGAUUACAUAAUCCUAAAUUUAAAGAAGAAGAAGAUGCUCUUAAGAAAUUCUUUACUGAACAAGUUAAAUCAGAAGAUCAAAGAUUUAAACAAUGGGAAACUAAUAUUAUUAAUGAAAGAAAUAGAUUGAAUCAAGAUUUAGAAGAAAUGCAAGCAAAAUUAAAGGCAUUAGAAGAACAAGUUAAGAAAUUACAAUUAAGUAAGCGUUAA